This is a messenger RNA of Gracilinanus agilis (Agile Gracile Mouse Opossum), 279 nucleotides long. RefSeq names its product chromosome 3 C2orf15 homolog (gene C3H2orf15). NCBI's taxonomy places the organism in Eukaryota, Metazoa, Chordata, Mammalia, Didelphimorphia, Didelphidae. The coding region runs from base 1 to 279 and encodes 92 amino acids. The record is from RefSeq and is a predicted model, not a curated record. The transcript has a single exon.
AUGGGAUUCUCUCUUAGUAAAUCUGCUACUCAAGUAUCGGCUAUAAACAGUGAUUCAAAAGUAGAGGAUCAUUUAAUCCAAAGGACUGAAAAAAACAGGUUAAGACCAGUGACUCAGUUAUUUCAAAAUACCAGAAAAAUAAGAUUAGAAGAUACAAUACGAGGAGAAAACUUUACAGGCAAUGAAGAGAAUGACAGAGAAUCUCAUUCAGGAAAAGAACUGGGUCCUGUGACAUAUGUUAAAGAAAGAGAUGGACUAGAAAUGAUAGAUGUAGAAUGA